UAGACCUCCUUUUAUAGGGUGAAAUUCUCAUUCAAAAUUGUCAUCCACCGAUGUGGGACUUUUGACAAUUUCAACAGUUUUUACCUAAUUUCUUUCUCAAUUCACUAUUCUUGAUUACUUUAAUUUAAGUGCUUGAGAGUUAUAGUAAUUUGUUUUCCCGAAAGUUGUUGAAUAUAUAUAUAUAUACACACCUUGUGGACCAGCCCCUUCUUUGGGCGCCACACAUAGCAUGCACCGACAAAAUUGGCAUAACUGGUAAAAUUGCUUUCGAGCCGUGAAAACAGUUUCUUGCAGAAAUUCAAGGUAAAGUUAUGUAUAAUAGACCCUUGUGGUCCGGCCCUUUCCCGAACCCCACGUAUAGCGGGAGCUUAGUGCACCAGACUACAUUUCUUUUUUUUUUGUUGUUGAAUAUAUCUAUAAGUCCAUAUUUUUGUUGUUGUUGUUGAAUGUAUCUUUGUAUGCUUCUCAAAGCUAAUUACAUUACAGGCUUUGAGAAACUCACAAAUUUGAGCAACUUGGAAGUCCUUGACUUAGGUUCUACUCUCACAAAUCACAGCGAUCUGCAAUCAAUCUUAAAUUUAAAUGAUUUCACUAGAUUGAAGUAUCUGGAUAUAUCCGGGAAUCAUUUACAUACUUUUGGAUCAUUUGAUUACGAUUGGUGCCAUUUUAAAAACCUCCAAGAGCUCAGAGUCGGUAGUAAUAACUUUGAUGGAAUGCUCAGAUUNGAUUGGUGCCAUUUUAAAAACCUCCAAGAGCUCAGAGUCGGUAGUAAUAACUUUGAUGGAAUGCUUCCCUCUUGUCUUGCAAACUUAACAUUUCUUCUAAGUCUCGAUAUCUCUAACAAUCGGUUCACUGGAAAUAUUGCAUCUUCUCCACUUUCUAAACUCACAUCUCUCGUAUCUCUAAACAUUUUGAAUAACAACUUGGAAGUCCCAGUUUCCUUUGAGGCCUUUGCUAACCAUUCUAGCCUUAUAGAGGUAUAUACUGAUGGAAAUAUCGGUGUUCCGGAAACUGAAAGUCGUGCUUGGGUUCCAAUGUUCCAACUGGAAAUCUUUUCCAUGUCGAAUUGCACUCACCUUCAAACGCUGCCUAGAUUUUCUUCACUACCAAAAUCAGUUGAGUUUCCUUGUUUUUUCACUGAACCAUUUAAGAGGAAGUUUCCCGAAUUGGCUUUUCCAAAAUAAUACACAACUUAUAGGAUUGUCCCUUUGUGGUAAUGCUUUCAUUGGAUCCUUCAACCUGCCUUUACAUGCCCAACCUAGUGUCAAGUACAUCAGUGUAUCAGAGAAUCGAUUAAGUGGGCAACUUCAAGCAAAUAUAAGUUCAGUGUUUCCAAAUCUCGUACUUUUGAAAAUGAGCGGAAAUUGUCUCAAGGGACAAAUACUAGAAGUUAUAACAAGAAGGAAAAGAGAGCCCAUGAAUCAAACACCUCAAAUUUCUUUACAAGUUUCAAGCUUCAAACAAUCAAGUUGGAGUUCAAGAAAUCAAGUUCAAACUCAAGAACGAAGAACAAAUCAA
Molecule: messenger RNA, 1518 nt
Organism: Nicotiana tabacum (common tobacco)
Lineage: Eukaryota; Viridiplantae; Streptophyta; Magnoliopsida; Solanales; Solanaceae
Source: RefSeq, a predicted model, not a curated record